Molecule: messenger RNA, 2757 nt
Organism: Penicillium manginii
Lineage: Eukaryota; Fungi; Ascomycota; Eurotiomycetes; Eurotiales; Aspergillaceae
Product: SMEK family protein
Exons: 8
Coding region: 1-2757 (918 amino acids)
Biological process (GO): protein dephosphorylation; DNA damage response
Cellular component (GO): protein phosphatase 4 complex; nucleoplasm
Molecular function (GO): protein phosphatase activator activity
Source: RefSeq, a predicted model, not a curated record
AUGGCCAUGGAGCUUCAGCCGCCCGACGGUCGCAAACGUGUCAAGGUCUACGAACUGAGGGAUAAUGACUGGUUUGACCGCGGCACUGGUUUCUGCACCGGCCAGGUCCUCGAUGAAAUCCCCCGAAUAUUCGUCGAAUCCGAAGAUGAACCCAAUCGUGUCUUGUUGGAAACCAAGAUCCUUAAGGAGGAUGGCUAUCAAAAACAGCAAGGUUUCUGUCCCACUGCAUCCGCCCAACUCGUAUCACCGACGAUAAAGUAUCUUUUGACUGACUUGUAUCACGCGAUCAGAGACCUUGAUUGUCUGGACGGAGCAGAAUGGCACGGAUAUGGCGCUGAGUUUCCAAGAGGCCGAAGGAUGCGCGGUGAUCUGGUAAGGCACUUCCAACACUUCUCCGCCGUGGAUUUCGUGCAUACCGUUCAGCAACAGCUUCUUAGUUUAGCAACUGCCGAAGGGGAUCCACCUGCGAUAGAUGAUGCACUCUCCGAUGACCUCGAAAGCUACCAAACGAUCAUAUUACCAGCCCCAGAAUUGGGCAACCUCGCCGAAAUCGAGCAGAUUGUACGGGCCGCCAGUAUGACGCAACCCGGUCGCGACGCGCUAUCCAAGUUCAUCAUCCGCGACGAGUACAUUGGCAAGCUAGUUCCAUUGGUCACAAUGGCUGAAGAUCUUGAAAGCUUGAUGGACUUACACCGACUAUGCAACAUUAUGAAAUCCCUCAUCCUCUUGAAUGAUAACACCAUUAUUGAGACCGUGGUUGCAGACCAAAUUAUCUUGGGAGUUGUCGGGGCUCUGGAAUAUGAUCCCGAAUUCCCGGCGCUGAAAGCAAAUCAUCGACAGUAUCUAGCGGACCAGUCGCGUUACAAAGAAGUCGUUCCCAUCAGAGACGCGUUGAUCCGCAGAAAGAUUCGAAGCACUUGGCGAUUACAAUACCUCAAGGAUGUGGUUCUUGCCCGGAUUCUAGACGAUCCGACAUUCUCAGUCCUGAAUUCCUUGAUCUUCUUCAACCAAAUGGAAAUCGUCAAUCACAUUCAAGCGAACGCUCCUUUCCUCCGAGAACUCUUUUCCGUCUUUGAUCCCAGAAAUGCCGACGCCAAGCGGAAGGAUGAUGCUGUGCAAUUCCUUCACCAAUGCGCUGCGAUUGCGAAGAAUCUGCAAGCUCCCUCGCGCGCUCAGCUGUUCGCCAACUUUAUCAGUCACGGCCUUUUCGCCGUUAUCGCAUUCGCCGUGAAGCACCCAAACCCAGCUAUGCGCACAACCGGAAUCGAUAUCUUGGUGGCGCUACUAGAUCAUGAUCCGCUGUCAACGAGAAGAAGACCCCCCCUUACCGAUACCCUCAUAGACCUGCUGCAUGCUGAGACCGAUCUCGGCGUCAAAAACCAACUAGCCGAUGCCAUUAAAAUCCUGCUUGACCCCCAGAUACCCCUGCAGGACCCUCUUGGUCGGGCUGGUCCCGAUUACUUCAAACUCCGUUCUUCCAAUAUCCUCUCCGACGCAUUUGUUCAACAACACUUCGACGAGUCUUCCAAACGAAUUUUCCAGCCUCUUAAACAGCUUGCUGGCCGUGACUCCCUUGAUGAUUUGACGUUCCAAGAAGUUACGCUAUACGCGCAUCUUGUCGAUAUUCUCACUUUCUUUGUUCGUCAACAUCUUUUUCGGACGCGGAAUUCCAUCCAAAGUGAAUCACUUGCUCCUCGAGUCGCUCAGCUUCUCACAGCUCCUCAAAAACACCUGAAGCUAGUUGCUCUUAAAUUCUUUCGUACCUUGAUCAGCCUCCAAGAUACCUUCUACCAGGCUUUAAUGACACGCAAUAACACCUUUGGCUUGAUUCUGGACAUUGUUCUGGAGACCAUGCCGCGUGACAAUUUGCUCAACUCCGCUUGUCUUGAGCUAUUUGAAUUCAUCAAGCGGGAAAACAUCAAACCGUUCAUACUGCACGUGGUGGAGAAGUACCGUGAGAAGCUCGAGCAAAUUACCUACGUGGACACAUUCCAAAGCUUGUGCAUCCGCUUUGAGCAGCUCCAAGGCUACAGUGCCGAGGCCGAGGCCGAUUCCACCUUGUUCAGUCAGGAAGAAGGAGGUGCAGCGCGCAGGAUUCCCUUGAAUGGCCAACGCUGGCAAGGCGUCAAGGGAUUGGAUGCUGACGAGGAGCGAUACUUUGAGACGGGCGACGACGAUGAUGAAGAUGAAUGGACAACUCAAGAUGAUCGGGGCUCUCUGGCUGUUGGAAUACCAAACGGAUCAACCCCCCUUAUGGUCAAGCCAUUGGUGGAUUAUCCUGAUGAUGAUGAAGAUGACGAUGAGGAUACCAUGGAUACCACAAAACCUGAUGACGUUGCAAACGCUUCCCAGAGCGAGGUUGCUGAUGUCGACGAGGAAGCAGGUUCAAAUCCUCCAUCGCCAGCCCAGACACCCCCGGCUCCAGAACGACUUGCAGAGAAACGUCGACGUGAUGAUGAAGACGAAGAUGAACUAGUCAAACUCGCGGCGGGACCAAAGCGUCGCAGCUCUACCAGCAGCAAUUCUAGUGCCGGGGCUCUCAACCGCAAGAAGAACCUGUCAAUCGGGUCAAUAGGCUCGGAGAAAGGCGUUGGUAGCUUGAGUGGUAUUGCCAGUGCCGGCCCCAAGAGGAUUGCCAUCAAUUUAGGACCGGCCAAGACGACCGCCUCCGAAGCCGACAAAUUGUGCACAGAUGUGUCGACCGACGGCAACGAGAAAGAGAACAGAGACGACAGUCAAGGCGAUGAGGACGGUUAA